Molecule: messenger RNA, 3291 nt
Organism: Asterias rubens (European starfish)
Lineage: Eukaryota; Metazoa; Echinodermata; Asteroidea; Forcipulatida; Asteriidae
Product: nuclear pore complex protein Nup93-like
Exons: 20
Coding region: 170-2656 (828 amino acids)
Biological process (GO): poly(A)+ mRNA export from nucleus; protein import into nucleus
Cellular component (GO): nuclear pore
Molecular function (GO): structural constituent of nuclear pore
Source: RefSeq, a predicted model, not a curated record
UUCGUUUCUAAAGAGUUGUGUGUGUAUGGCAAACUCAGUCGUUUGUGCUGGAGAUUUCUACUUAAAUAUUGUCGGUAAAUCAGGCUGAACACCUAGCAUUUGAACUUGUUAUUCUGGUUCGGUGAGUUACCUUACUUUUCAAAGCUUCAGACGAACACCACCAUCCAACAUGGAUACCGAUGGAUUUGGUGAUCUACUGCGUGACGCUGAACAGCUGACCGCCAAUGUAGAUAGUGGAGCUGAGUUGCCGCGGGUGGAGCGUAAUCUACAUCAGAUUAUGGAAUCCAGCCAGCGCUUAUGGACAAAGACGGCACAAGUAGGGGCUCCUGAUGCAGCAGAUGUUAAAGCUUCAAUUCUUCUAGGAUCCAAAGGGAUUGAUGUUCCAAGGAUUUCACAGAGACUUGAAACGCUCAGCACCACCAAAACAUUUGAGCCGCUGGAGCCAAUUGCUGAUACAGAUAUACAGAGUUUUCUUAGAAAUGAGAGAGAAAAUGCUGUCCUUGCAGUCAUUCAGGAGACCAAGAAAAAUACAUUACAGCAGACCGAGAAGCGAUUCUGGGAGACCAUGCAGUCCGAAUGGCAGGAGGAGAGACAGAAGAUUCUGAACGCUUUGAUUAGUACCGGAGAAGACAUGAUUGAUAUUGGACCUGAGACGGAGUCCAUGUUGAAUGAGACCGUUGGUAUGGAGGGCCGAAGUGCCAUGGAUAGCAUUGAGAUGGCCUAUGCACGACAGGUGUAUUUGUAUAAUGACAAGGUCGUACAUGGAGGAAUCCGACCCAAUCUCAUCCAUGAUUUUGAGCAAGUCAGCCAUCAGUUUGAUGACAAGCGUGUGAGUGAACUUUGGGCAAUGGUGCGUGAGAUGUCAUCAAUUCCGCUAAUAUCAUCAAGAGAUGCAAUCCAGACAAGAUGCUCACAAGAAAUGCAGAUGUCGUUGAUUCGUCAAGCUCGAUCUUACCUUGAGACCAGCUACUUGACUUACAUUCGUACGAUCGUUGGUGAGAAUCUCCAGCGAGCUCAAGUUGGUGGAAUCCCAGGAACGUAUCACUUGGUCCAAGGGUUUCUCAAAGUGAAGUUACUUCAUCCUAUACCAGGAUUAGAGGACGGUGAAGUUGAUGGACAGCCUGUAUGGCCAGUCAUUUACUACUGUCUUCGCUGUGGGAGUCUGGAUGCCGUACUGCAUGCCGUCCGAAGAGCCUCUCAAGAUCUCGGGCAGUUUGAAGAAUACCUGAGAGGCUACAUGGAAAAUGAUGACAGAAGGCUGUCUCCAGACAUGCAGACAAGACUACGUAUCAGUUACAGACGAUCUGUGAGAAACAGCCCAGAUGCAUACAAAAGAGCUGUUUACUGCCUGAUUGGAUAUUGUGACACGGCAGACAGUCAUUUUGAAGUUGCUACAAAGACAGAGGAUUACCUGUGGAUCAAGCUAAGUCAAGUGAGUUUUGGAGAGGACUCAACCGGUCCUAUCGCCUCAGAUCGUCUGACUCUACAGCAACUUCAAGUCCUUCUUCUUGAGGAGUACGGCGAGACUCAUUUCAGCGCAAACCAGAACCCAUAUCUCUACUUCCAGGUUCUGUUUCUAUGUGGCCAGUUUGAGGCCGCUAUCGAGUUCUUAUCGCGCUCUGAUGUCAGGUUACGCUGUCAUGCCGUACACGUUGCUAUUGCGUUGUAUGAGAUGGGAUUGCUGAUUCUACCACAGAACAUUCAGACGCAAGUUUUGAGUAAACAUGUAGAUGAUCCAGCUCCUAUUCGAAGACUCAAUUUAGCUCGUCUGAUCAGCAUGUAUACAUCUAAGUUUGAGAACACUGACCCUAGAGAAGCUCUACAGUAUUUCUACAUUCUCAGAGGAUUGAAGGAUUCUAAAGGUGAGAAUCUGUUCAUAAAAUGCCUGAGUGAGAUGGUAAUAGAGACCAGAGAGUUUGAUGCCCUCCUCGGUCGUCUCGGGGAGGACGGAACCAGACGACCAGGAGCUGUGGAUAAAUUCCAAGUCAACACUCAGCAGAUCUUGGAAACGGUCGCCAAAGACACCGAGGCAAAGGGUUUAUUUGAAGACGCUGUGAAGCUGUAUGAUCUUGCAAGUAAUGCUGAUAAGGUGUUAGAGAUUUUGAAUCGUCUGCUGAGUCCGAUUGUGUCAAUGCCUAAGAGUCCACAGUCUUCUAGACACAGAUUACAUAAACUAGCAGUGGCUAUUGCUGAAAGAUUCCAGGCGCAGUCAAUCACAGGCAACCAAUCCAACACCAAGUCAUUUCAUCUUCUCUUGGACCUAAUGACGUACUUUGAUCAGUAUCAUAGCAGAGAUCUAGAUAGGGCUCUGGCGACGAUUGACACUCUACAGCUGGUACCUCUCACUCCAGACACAGUGGAUGACAAAGUCAAUGCCUUCAAACAAUACACAGAUGAGGUUAGAAGAAAUAUGCCAGACAUUUUGGUAUCCACAAUGAACAUCUUACAUUCCAAGUAUAGAGCGACACGAAACAGCAGUCUGCAGAAUGCUCAGGGUCUGCCUGCCAUCAGAUCAGAGGAUGGUGGAAAGGAAUCAUACCUAGCUCACCUGAGGAAACAAGCGAAAUCUCUGAUCACAUUUGCCGGAAUGCUUCCAUAUCGAAUGCCAGGGGAUACGAACGCAAGGCUUGUACAGAUGGAAGUACUUAUGAACUGAUAUGACUACUUCUUAGUCACCUUAAGUCAGGUUCAUAACUCCUUGGAAUGUUAAGCGAAUUUUAACAUCACAUUGCUGUUUUCGCAGCAAAUUGGAGUUGUGAACUGUUUGUUGCAAGUAUGAACCGGAAUUUAGUAAUUUCUGAACCAAUAGUGCCACGUUCUAGCAGGUACUUAAGUCUCUCCAGACACUGCCGUUGGAUUGGUCUUGAUGUUAUUGCUCUGGAAAUACAGGCCUGUAUGCUUCAUUUUAGAAAGGGCGAGGGCGCCCUAUAAGGAAAGGUGCUGUAUUUUGGACUGCGUGAGGGCGCUCUUAAUAGUGUUUUUAUCACUUGCGGGAGUAUACGCGAAUCGUCCUGCACAGUUUUAAUAGGCAUUCUGUCGCUUUUGUUGCCGUUGUUGCUUUAGAGAGGUGGCUCCUUUAAAGGGUGUUUUUGUCGGUAAUGGAUAUGAUGUCUGUAUAGUGUGUUCCAGUCUUUCAUAACUGUUUUGGGUAUGAAUGAAUAUACCCCGGAAGCGGUACAAAUGUUUGAGACAACCUCACACUGUCAAAAACACGGCGCAUUGUACAUUUCUACUUAAGCAUUUCAAGGGCACCAAGGCAGUGACCAGGGGGCAACUGCCUUUGUUGCCUCU